AUGGCUUCGACAAAUCGACCACGAGUCUUCCUGGACGUCAACAUCGGCGAGCGGCCUGCCGGCAGGCUGACAAUCGAGCUGUUCACGGACAAAGUACCACGCACUGCAGAAAACUUCCGCCAGCUGUGUACAGGCGAGCACAAUGGCCUGUCCUACGAGAAAGUUCCCUUCCACCGAGUCAUCGACGAAUUCAUGAUCCAGGGCGGCGACAUUGCCAAGGGCGAUGGCACUGGCGUCACAAGCAUAUACGGAGGGGGAACUUUUGAAGAUGAAAAUCUCAACUGGCGCGCAAUGGACGCGGCCGGCUUGGUGGCAUCAGCGAAUAGUGGGAAGCAUACAAACGGUAGCCAGUUCUUCAUUACGCUAGAGCCAUGUGAGCACUUGAAUGGCAAACACACCCUGUUUGGACGGCUAGUAUCUGGGGAAGAGACGCUGCGCCUGAUCUCGCAAGUCGCAGUGGACAAAAAUGACAGACCUGUGGAGCCUGUUCUUGUCGCCAAAUGUGGAGAGCUA
Molecule: messenger RNA, 513 nt
Organism: Pseudocercospora fijiensis CIRAD86
Lineage: Eukaryota; Fungi; Ascomycota; Dothideomycetes; Mycosphaerellales; Mycosphaerellaceae
Exons: 2
Biological process (GO): protein folding; protein peptidyl-prolyl isomerization
Molecular function (GO): peptidyl-prolyl cis-trans isomerase activity
Source: RefSeq, a predicted model, not a curated record